Messenger RNA from Pseudogymnoascus destructans, 1759 nucleotides. RefSeq lists its product as uncharacterized. The coding region runs from base 336 to 1679 and encodes 447 amino acids. The transcript is spliced from 2 exons. Lineage: Eukaryota; Fungi; Ascomycota; Leotiomycetes; Thelebolales; Thelebolaceae. The record is from RefSeq and is a predicted model, not a curated record.
AUAAGGCAAGGGGGAAGGAACGAAGGAGGGACAGAGGGAAGGAGCGGGGAAGGUAGCUGAAGCUGGACUAGAGCUUCAACUCGAGGAUAGGACAUAGCGCGAAGACGAGGCGCAAGAAUACGGUACUGCACGAGACAACACAAGGCCGCACAGCUCAUAAGCUUCGAGUCGAGACGAAAGGGCCGGCGCACGCAGCGGAUGCAGAUAUACCCCAAGCCCAGCACGACUUCACGCGAACGAAUUGCACGGAAGAGAGACGCAUACACCUCGCGCUACACGCUCUGCGGGACGCAAGGGAGGAGCAGAUAUACAGAUAAGCACACACAACGCCCACCAUGGCACCCUCACGCACCACCACCUCUCACGCACCACCAUCCUCCACUACAUCCAUAAAACCCACCAGAGCGACUCCGUCACCCGCCCCCCGAGCACCACAACCAACGCAGGCUCAACUCCUCGUCGCCCUCUCCCCCGCCGCAACCAGCGCCCUCAUCCGACGCACCCUUCACCCCACCGCCUCAAAAGACACUCCCCUCUCGUCCCUCCUCAAACCUCUCACGGGAGACAAGGAUGUGGAUUUUGAGAUAUAUGCCCUGCUGGCGGUGGUGAUGCGGGAGUUUGUGGUGAAGUGGUAUGGAAACAUAACAGGGGAUCCCGGGUUUGUGGGGGAGAUUGGAGAGUUAGUGGAAGGGGUUGUGAGGAAGGGCUGGGGGAGGCUCGGGGAGAGGAGGAGGGAUAAUGGGGGAUGGGGAGGGGUGGUUGUUGAGGUUGGGGGAGUUGUGGGAGAAGUAGGGAGGGGGCAUGUUGAUGCAUACUGCACCGCCCACACAAGCCGCCUCCCACCCCCUUAUGCCGCCUCACCCCGCCAGAUAUACCACGCCCUCCACCCUCACCCCGCGCUCUCACCCGUCCCCGACCCGACCGACCCUGCGAGUAUCGAACUCCAAUCCUCCAACGACGCCGCCUACCGCGAGCUCCUCGCCCAGCGCUUACUACACACCCUCCUCCCGCCCACUGAGCGCCACAACCCCGCGCUCAUGGCCCUCGUCGGCUCCAUCCUCGCCGAUCUCGUGAUUGAGAAGGCAGUGGAGAGGGCGUGCGAGCCGGGGGUUAUAUGGGAGGGGAUCGCAAAGGUGGCAGAGGGUGUUGCGGCGUGGGGGAAGAGCGCGAGAAGGGUUGAUAGGGACGACGACGGGACGAAGAGGAACGGGGGGUGGCAGGCGACGUUUUGGAUGGUGCUUCAGUUCGCUUUCCUCUCUUUCGCUGUUGUGCGCGCUCUUGUCAUUGCAGUCGCGACUUCGUCGUCGUUGCCGCGUCGUGGGGUUCGGUUGUCGAAAUCGACGAUAGAGCCGACGACGGCGACAGGGCCGACGCCGGUGCUUGGGAUGAAGAUGUGGGGUUUCCUGGCAAAACAGGUCGAACUCGAGGAGCGGAUGCCAUGGGCAUAUGGAGUGCUCGCGCUGGGGCAGUGGGUAAUGCUGUAUGGGCAUGGAAGGGUGGGGGCGGUCGAUGGAGUGGUUGACAGGUAUGUGCGAUCGUUCUGUUCUAUCCUGCCCACGUUUUUCAUCUGUUCUAUUCCCGCAGCGGACCGUGCGUUUAUCGUGCGUAUGCAAAUCUGCCGAAGGCGCGAAGAAACCAAGCGAAGGAGAAUUGAUCUUCUUACCUCCGAUCCGAAAUGAAUAUUGCCAAGCCAAUAUUUUGGUGGUGUUUGGGCGAAUGGGAGGCUGUUUCCUAGCUGGGAACGAAUGCGUGUUUUUGG